AUGACAAUCGUGACGGAACGAUGGGAGAAUACCGCGAAUGACAUAAAUCUCAAUAUAUAUAAACGAUUGAUACCAGUCGAACGCCAAAUAUUCAACUUCAAAAAGAAUGGCAUCAAAAUCGACUUAAAGGUUGUUCCAUCGGCUAAAAAUGAUUCAGUGAAAAAUAAGAACGAUGAUUAUUUUCCGGAGUUUCCCGUAAAGGAUAUAGGCAAAUGCAUUAUCAAAUUUUCGCUUGAUUGCAUCAAGAAACGUUUUAUCCGUUUCAUAGAAACAGUAAGUCAUCUCGAUGAAAUAACAUUACUUGGGCAAAAUGUAAAGUUGGUGAAGACCGGAAUAACACGUAGAUCCAAUGCUCGAUCUAUGAAUGACUCGGACGUCAGUAUCGAGCGCAGCGUAGAUGAUUUCUUCGAUUCCUUUACUCUACGUAUCACGCUGCCUAGAUGGAAUAAGCAAGAAAAGAAUCAAAUUGAUAUGAUGUUUGAUGAGACAGCUGUAGCAGAAGGACGAGGAAAGAAAGGCGGAGGAGGAGGAUGUGGUGGAGGCAAAGGCGGAAAAUGCAAGAUGAUGAUGAUGGGCAUGAUGAUGAUGCUUAAAAUGAAGCUCAUAGGAUUGAUGUCAUUAAAAAGUAUGAUGAUGGGCGGAAUGUCUCUAAUGGUUUCAAUGAUGAUGCUAAUGAGCAAAUUCGGAAAAGGAGGAGGUGGAGGAGGAGGUCCUUGGAAAGGAGGAGGCGGCGGAGGAGGAGGAGGAGGAGACUACAAAGAGAUAAUACUCCUUACAAAAUCUGCGGGCGGUGGCGGUGGCGGUGGUGGACAUAGCAGUAGUUAUGGUGCACCUCCACCAAGUAGUUACGGUGCACCUCCAUCAAGUAGUUAUGGUUCACCUUCAGGAGGCGGCGGUUAUGGAGGCGGUGGAUGGGGUCGUAGUUUCCACAACAAACGGCCGAUGAUAUACGAUAAAGAGACUAAGACAGAAAUUGCGGAUGGAUUUAAUCACAUUCCAAUGACAGGAGAAGUUAUUUCAAAUGCAGAAAGUAUUGAUUAUCUAGACUAUCAGGAUUAUCAAGAACCAUCGUCAAUUACAAAUUCAAGUUCUAGAAUUUCUAAUUGGAACACGCCAAGCUAUUCCGCUUUCCAAGACGGAGAUAUUGAUGUAAGUAUCGGUUCGGCAAAGAAUAAUUUGAAAUCAGAAGCGAUAGUAAAUGCAGAAGGAAGAAGUUUCAUCUUCAAUGAGACUCCACCUAUUAGUAUUGUAAAUGUAAUUGAAAAGACUGUUGAUACAACGACAACCACGGAGCAAUCUGUUACUCCUGAAUUCGCAAUAAAUGCGGUAUAUAUGGAUGAGUGGCAGGCUACAGCUGAAAAAACAAAUUCUAAUGUAUUAUCAACAAAUUCAAAUGAAGAAAUUAAAUUGCAGCAAACCGAAUUACGACCUAAAAAUAUACCUUUAUUACAUAAAAUUUAG
Atta colombica is the source of this 1461-nucleotide messenger RNA. Its product is annotated as location of vulva defective 1-like. Bases 1 to 1461 code for a protein of 486 amino acids. The transcript is spliced from 5 exons. NCBI's taxonomy places the organism in Eukaryota, Metazoa, Arthropoda, Insecta, Hymenoptera, Formicidae. The record is from RefSeq and is a predicted model, not a curated record.